Ipomoea nil (Japanese morning glory) is the source of this 1287-nucleotide messenger RNA. Its product is annotated as zinc finger MYM-type protein 1-like. The transcript has 2 exons. The record is from RefSeq and is a predicted model, not a curated record. The coding region runs from base 1 to 1287 and encodes 428 amino acids. Gene Ontology annotation, molecular function: protein dimerization activity. Lineage: Eukaryota; Viridiplantae; Streptophyta; Magnoliopsida; Solanales; Convolvulaceae.
AUGUAUCCGGUUCUUUUAAGGCAAGGACUUGCUUUUCGUGGACAUGAUGAAAGCUAUGACUCACUUAAUCGAGGAAACUUCCUUGAGGCUUUAAGGUUACUUGCCAAUAAUAAUGACAAAAUUGCCAAAGUAAUGUUGCAAAAUGCACCUGAAAAUCACCAAAUGACUGCCCCUUGCAUUAAAAAAGAUAUAGCUAAUGCAAUUGCAAGUGAGGUAACCCAAGUAAUAAUUAAUGAUCUUGGUGAAGAAUUAUUUGGAAUAAUAGUUGAUGAGUCGAGAGAUAUAUCAGUUAAAGAGCAGAUGAUUGUGUUUAUUCGGUAUGUGCAUUCAAGUUGGCAUAUUGUUGAGCGUCUUCUUGGCAUUACUCAUGUUUGUGACACUACUUCUAUGUCUCUUAAAGUAGCCAUUGAAAAUCUUCUAACAAGGCAUGGAUUAAGCAUUUCAAGAAUAAGAGGUCAAGGCUAUGAUGGAGCAAGUAAUAGGCGAGGUGAGUUUAAUGGUCUUAAGACUUUGAUUAUGAAUGAGAAUCCAAGUGCAUUUUAUGUUCAUUGUUUCGCUCAUCAAUUACAACUUGCACUUGUGGGUGUUGCAAAGGAAAAUGAAGAAGUUGGAAAUUUCUUUUUCACUGUCUCGCAAUUGUGCAAUAUUGUUUGUGCUUCAUUUAAGCGCAUGGAUAGCUUACGAGACAAACAAUUAAAGAUGUUGAUUGAUUCAAUUUCUGAGGAUACAAUUGAAACGGGAACUGGUUUGAAUCAAGAAGAGCUAAACAACCGUUUCAAUGAGAAGAAUACAGAGUUGCUCUUAUGUGUGACAUGUUUUGAUCCAAAGAAUUCAUUUGUUAAGUUUGAUAAGGAUAAAUUAGUUCGAUUGACACAGUUCUAUCCAAAUGAUUUUUCUGAUAUUGAACUUCAAGUACUAGAUAACCAACUACAGACUUAUUUUGUUGAUGUAACUUAUGAUCCCGCUUUCUCUAAAUUGGAUGGUAUUGAUGAAUUAGCUCAAAAAAUGGUGGAAACGGGAAGACAUUUGGAUUAUACGUUGGUGUAUUUGCUUCUAAAGUUGUCUUUGGUCCUACCGGUUGCAACUGCUAGUGUGGAAAGAGCAUUUUCUGCUAUGAAGUUAAUCAAGACAUCUUUUCGCAACCGGAUGGGCGAUGAUUUACUAAAUGAUUGCUUAGUGCCAUAUGUUGAAAAAGAUAUUUUUAAUCAAGUUUCAAAUGAAGCAGUUCUACAACGAUUUCAACAUAUGAGAGAGCGUAGAGGAAUAUUAUCCCGUAGUUCAUCAUAA